AUGCAAUCAUUCAUUGUUUUUGCACUUUUUGUCAGCGUUGCUACUGCCGCCUCCCUUGGAUCUUCCCAACAAGGAGUUCCUCAAAAUAUCCUCCACACUCUGACCGAAGAAUCCAACAUGAACGGCUUCGCUGCUCCAUCCGAUUUGGCUAGAUCGAAGAAAUCCGCAUAUGGUGCUCCAGCACCAUCUUACUCAGCACCACCUUGCCCCAAGAAUUAUCUGUUCAGCUGUCAACCCAGUGUUGCUCCGGUUCCAUGUGCUCCAGGAGGCUAUGCAGGAGCCUACUCUGUUCCAGUACCAACCUACGCUCUUCCCAGCGCUCCUCAAUUCAUCCCCCAGGAACUUCUCAGACCAUACAACUAUUAA
Molecule: messenger RNA, 366 nt
Organism: Eupeodes corollae
Lineage: Eukaryota; Metazoa; Arthropoda; Insecta; Diptera; Syrphidae
Product: vitelline membrane protein Vm26Aa-like
Exons: 1
Coding region: 1-366 (121 amino acids)
Source: RefSeq, a predicted model, not a curated record